AUGGAGACGCUCCCGCGCCGCGCGGCGACGACCACGAUCGGUGAUCUCGUCGAACGCGCGUGCGCGCGGGCGCGGGACGAGCUCACGGCGCUGUGCGACGCGGCGCCGGGACGGGGGGAGGCGGAGCGGGCGAGCGAGCUCGCGCGAUGGGCGCACCGGGCGCGACAGCGCCUCGCGCGCGUGCAGACGCUCGAACGGUGGGCGGUGAAGAGUGCGAAGAUUGCGUCCGUCGCCGCGAACGCGCGGGCGAUGUUGACGGCGCACGAGGAGACGUUCGCGAGAGCGAGCGACGGAUUGUUUCACUUGCAUCAGCAGUUGGAGUGGGCGCGCGCGCCGAUGUGGGAUCUCCCGGGCGCGCUGGAGGUGAUGUGUCAUGGGAAUUAUGGGUUUUUACCGCUCAUGAUCGGUGAGGACGGAUCGGGACCGGGGGGGGGGGAGGACGGGGACGCGCGAGAGGAGACGGAGGACGAGCGCGCGGCGCGCGAGGACGUCGAGACCAGGUUCGAGGAGGAGAUCGCUGAACGUUUGAUACGCUCCAAGGCGCACGGAUGUGGGGUGAGGGAUGAUCACAUGGAAUGGCCGAGUGAGAAGUUUAAGGUGUUUUCGAUCGCGAGCGGGAAGGCGGCGGUGGGCGUCGCGGGCGAGUACCGCGCGACGCUCACGCUGGGAGGACCUGUCGCUCCGGACGCGAUAGAGCAGCCGAGAUACGGUGGAUGGCGGGUAGAAUCUAUAGAAAUAUUGGCGGGCGAGACAGAUGGGAAGUUUACGCUGAACAAGGCGGAGGAAAGAAAAUUAGCCGAUAUCGCGUGCGCGAGCAUGGUUGGCAUGCUUCCGUUCGGUAAACAGCCUGAGGAAGGUGCGCCGCCGCUCAAGCCGAUGCACCUCACCGGAUUGCAUCGCAUCGCCAGUGACGCGGUGUUGAUGAAGUCCGCCAACGCCAUCGUGGUGCAAGCUGGUAGACUCAAGGAAAUUGCAGAGCGCGGCGGCGGCGACGACGAGUCGCGCUGGUCGCGUAACGCCAUCAAGGUUGAGAUUGUCAAGGGCGAAGCGGCGGGGGUGCUCAAGGGCUUAAAAGUUACGUUUUGGCGUAAAUCGGACGGCGGUGCGCCCGGAGCACUGGACGUGUCGUUCAAUCCUGAAAAAGCAGAGUUGCUCGCAACGGCAAAGGCUCCCGGCGACGAAGACGCUGACGACGUGUUCAUUAAUCACGAGUGCAUCGAUCUGGAGGCGCUUGUCGUCAACGCCAUACGUAUCGCGUCGUCGAAGAAGUUGAACGCGAUUGCUGAAGAAUUGGCAUCGGAGAAGUCUUUCAAAACAAUAAUGGAGGAGUCGUCGACGACGGAUGAAUGCGCGUGCCGAGACGACGAAGAUAAAUGGGGCGACGACGUGCGUCCCUCCAUCCGUCUCGAGAUUUCCAGGUUUACGAGCAUUUUCAUCACCUGUCGCAUCUCGGAUGGGAAGCUCAUGCUCCACGGCGCGAACGAUCUCGUACCCUCCGCCACCGAGGCUGAACUUUCAAAGAGGCUAGCUCUUGAAGGUCAUAGCGCCAUCAGUAGCAUAGUGGAGGAAGUUUCGGUGGCCGUGGAGCAGCAAGAACUUAAGGGCUUGCUGCGUGCAUCUGGUGCGUCGGCUCAUCCCGCGCCGAGUACCAUGGGUGGCGAUCCCUGGGCCAAGUCUGACGUGUGUCCCACGGGCACGGUGCCGACGGCUCUCGUGCCCGUCAUGCCAAGCGACGGCGGCGUGUUCAUCGCGACCUGGAUGGGGGCCACGCCGACGUUCGCGCUAGUGCGAGCGAACAGAAUCAAUCAGGCAACAAGAUAUGUGGUCGAUUCCAUCGAAAAACUCGAUCUCGGCGCUCGUAAGGGUGCAAAACCCGAAAUCGUCGUCAAACUCAUUGAAGAGGCGUGUCGAGAGAAGGUGGUCGACGCCCAACGAUUGGCACUGAUGCGAGCGCUCAAAAAUCUUCGACUUCCAUUCAUGGACGUUCGACCGACGUCCAAGGGUGUAGAUUUAAAGAAGGCGGAACACGUCUUAAGCUUUGUCGUCGCAAACACCGCGCGAUGGGCACGGAGCAAAUUCAAGCGCGCCGUGCGAACGAAAUCGUCGCUCAAAGUGCACGUGUCCUUGCGAGGCACCGACGGCUUGUCAGCCCGCAUCGGGAACGAGACGUGCACGUACGAACAUUCAGAAUUCGCAGUGAACGCUGUCUUAGCGGACGUGCGUCGAAUCGCCGCCGCGCAAGGAUUCUUGUCGGCGUUGGAGGAGAACGAUUCGGCAAUUGAUUUCUCCAAGUUUGGCUGCACGUUAAAGCGUCAAGACGCGUACACGGUGGCGCUUUCGUUCAAAGAAUCGCUAAUGUUUACGAUCCAGUGGCGUCAUGGAGGAGAACUGGGUCCUGGUCUGUACGCCGACGGCGAUCAGCUGACGGACUCGGUGCGACGCGCUCUGAGCGUCGCCGCGCGAGACGGGCGAUGCGAGAUUUUCGCUUGCGCUCUUCACGCGGUCGUCGCGUUUUCCGCACUCGCGGAGAACCUCUCUGGUGACUUUAACCUCACGUUCGCCGAACCGAACGCGCUAUCUCUCGUCAAAUUCACGGACGAGGGCGCGAUGCGAAUUUAUUCGCUCGGAUUCAGACUAGACGGCUCGGCAUCGCUCAUCAUCGGUCGCGGCGGCGAUGCAAUCUCCGAUUCGCAAUCGGCAGACGACGACGAGAUGCACAUCACCGACGAUCACGAGUCGCUACUGCCCGCCUGUCCCACGGGGCUCACUGUACACAUCGAAGGCGUUGCGUCUGCGGUCGAACCCGUCGUCGGCUCCAAGCUUGCCCACGGCGACUACGCGUCCGUUCCCAGCGCGAGCGUACAACAAGUGCUAUCCGCGCUCUCGAGCGCGGUGAAAUGA
Ostreococcus tauri is the source of this 2901-nucleotide messenger RNA. Its product is annotated as Mediator complex, subunit Med14. The record is from RefSeq and is a predicted model, not a curated record. NCBI's taxonomy places the organism in Eukaryota, Viridiplantae, Chlorophyta, Mamiellophyceae, Mamiellales, Bathycoccaceae. Gene Ontology annotation, cellular component: core mediator complex; mediator complex. The coding region runs from base 1 to 2901 and encodes 966 amino acids. Gene Ontology annotation, biological process: regulation of transcription by RNA polymerase II. Gene Ontology annotation, molecular function: transcription coregulator activity. The transcript has a single exon.